This is a messenger RNA of Entelurus aequoreus (snake pipefish), 2080 nucleotides long. It is a transcript of the gene sbds, whose product is annotated as SBDS ribosome maturation factor. The coding region runs from base 324 to 1073 and encodes 249 amino acids. Lineage: Eukaryota; Metazoa; Chordata; Actinopteri; Syngnathiformes; Syngnathidae. The transcript is spliced from 5 exons. Gene Ontology annotation, biological process: cytosolic ribosome assembly; ribosome biogenesis. The record is from RefSeq and is a predicted model, not a curated record.
AAACUCUAGCGCCUCCUAUGGCCAAUAAUUAACCUUUCACCUACUUGUUGUUGACCUUCUCCCCCAGCCUUUUAUAUUGAAAAAUAUUAACAUUAUUUUCCAAAAAUAACGUUUUAGACAAUUAGACGUUUUAUAACAAUUUAGACACCCUUUUCGGCUUAUUUUAUAGACAAAUAAAUAAUAAAUACGCCGCGGAACUUUUGUGUCGCUAUCGACGUUUCCCAGCGGACGCUAAAUAAGGAAGACACAAGCAACAUCGACAAGACUGACGACGUUCGACAUCGCGUUUUUAUCGUUAAUAAACUUUCUAGACGGGCGCAAACAUGUCAAUUUUUACCCCGACUAACCAAAUACGGCUAACAAAUGUGGCGGUGGUGCGGAUAAAAAAAGGAGGCAAGCGUUUUGAAAUCGCCUGCUACAAGAAUAAAGUUGUCAGCUGGCGAUCGGGAGCAGAGAAAGACCUGGAUGAGGUUUUACAGACAAACUCCGUGUUCGUCAACGUUUCCAAAGGGCAGGUGGCUAAAAAGGAAGACUUGUGCAAGGCCUUUGGGACGGAUGAUCUGACUGAGAUCUGUAAACAGAUCCUGGCCAAAGGGGAGCUGCAAGUGUCCGACAAGGAACGACAGAGUCAGCUGGAGACAAUGUUCAGGGACAUUGCGACCAUUGUGGCCGAGAAGUGCGUCAACCCCGAGACCAAGAGGCCGUACACGGUCAAUCUGAUUGAGCGGGCCAUGAAGGACAACCACUACUCUGUCAAGACUACCAAGAGCACCAAGCAGCAGGCUCUGGAGGUCAUCAAGCAGCUGAAGGAGACCAUGGAGAUCCAGCGGGCCCACAUGAAACUGCGUCUUAGGAUGCCGAGUAAAGACGCCAAAAAGCUGAAGGAGAAGCUCAAACCGCUCCUGCAGGUGGUCGAGAGUGAAGACUUUGACGAGGAGCUGGAAAUGGUGUGUCUGGUGGAUCCCGGCUGCUUCAGGGAGAUCGACGAACUGAUCCGCUGUGAGACGAAAGGCCGAGGCUCGCUGGAGGUGUUGUGUCUGAAGGAUGUGGAGGAGGGCGACGAGAAGCUAUAGGACCGCCACAGAAGCAUUAACAUGCGACGUAUAAAAGGCUGAACAAGGCUCAUCACUUAAGCUCCUCCCCUUUCCCACUGAGACUAAUUGCAAGUAGUCUGCUCCAUACUGUCUGGCCAUGAUUGCUCUAAGUUUAAACAUUAGCCGGGUCUUUUUUAUUUAUUUUUGUAAAUUUCAGCUUUGCAUCUUGUCUUUAAGGCUUAAUAUACAUUUUCACAACUUAAUGACUAACUCAUUCAUGUUGUGUCAUUAGUAAGGCUGCUUUUCAAUUCAAUUACAACGAUGUACCUUCUUUUGAACUAAGAACAACAUUAAAAGGUGCUAUCAGAAUUAUCCAUACAACAGCACGUCAAAUUCACUUUACAUUAUUAUAUCUUAGAUUGCCUAUAAAAAGGCAUGUGUGUUAACAGCAUGUACAGGUGGUACAUCUGAAUUAAUACAAUAUAUAUAAAAAGUUCAUUUCAGUUGUUCAAAUUCAAAAGAAAAAUGCUUAUAUUCACUACACAGUAAAAUAUUUCAAGAAAGUAGUUGAUAACUUGAGGAUUACAUUGAACAGUUAAUGAAAAUCCCAAAUUCAGUGUCCUAAAAGGCAAUAAAAUAUCCAAAUGUACUGAAUAAAUCUAAAUAACAAACACAUUUGACUGGUUUAUAUUCUGUAUAUAAUAGUGCUGUCAAAUCUUAUUUUUUUUAAAUACAAUUAGAUUAACCACAAUUUGGAAUUUGGAGGAAUCGUGAUUAAUCACGGGAUUACUGGCUCGCAUAUUUAAAAUUUGCUUAAGAAAAUACCUCAAUAUUUGUACACAAGUGCGAUUUUAUUGUCCAGGAACGUUUUUAAAUGUUUGCAUGGGAUUUAUUUGCACAAAACUUGGUCACAGUUUCAUCUAAAGUUCUUUUAGGAUGUAUUUUGGAGAGUGAAAUUUGCCAGCGAGCAGACCAUUUCUGUACUGCAUUGAUCUGAUCACUGACCGUAAAAGAGCUUGUACGGUCAAAAUAAAUUGCACGAUUAA